UUCAUAACCAUUUAAUUUUCAGUUCAUGUGACUUUGUGUACAAUUUCAAUCAAUUUUGCAAUAAUUUUUUCUGGGUUUGUUUUCAUUUUCAUUUUUUAUUUUUGGAUUUUUAGGCAACAACUAUUGCCGCUUUCGCGCGAAUGACAGUUGAAGAUUCAAGAAAAAUUCUUCCACCUGAGUUCUACCCUUCUUGGGUUGUCUUUACUCAAAGACAGAA
Camellia sinensis is the source of this 217-nucleotide messenger RNA. NCBI's taxonomy places the organism in Eukaryota, Viridiplantae, Streptophyta, Magnoliopsida, Ericales, Theaceae. The record is from RefSeq and is a predicted model, not a curated record.